GAGGGACGACGAGGAGGAUGACGAAGAAACGGGGUGUAGUAGGGAGAGGGGGGAGGUUGUCGAAGGGAGGGUGUCUCCCGCCACUGUACGCUCGCUUAUGUCUCCCUACCACUCGGUCGCUCGGUCACGCGGUUGCGCGCGCACGCGUUCGCGCGUACGAAGGGUGGGGAUAGAGGGAAACGUGCGGCCGACGAAGUUACUGCUGCGAAACGAAAGCACAGAAUCAUUACACCGCCAGACCUCGAGGAGAGUAGACGCGUUUGAAGUUACUCAGGCUCAGUCGAGAUCUCGUGCUUCCUCCAUCAACCCCAAUAGUGGACGACGAUCGUACGGAUACGAUAUUUCGUGUUUUUCGAAACCGUUCUUUUUUUUCUAUCGUAGUUCUCAUCGUAGUUCUCUACUGUAGAGUACGUACAUAUAUAUAUAUAUACAAAUAUAUAUACAUAUAAACAAAUUUAUGAUUCAUAGUAAAGUACGAUACGACGGUACUUGUGCGCAGUUGUUUGUUCGUUGAAGAAAAAACGCGUGUGAAUUUUGCGAAGACGUGGAAAGGGUCUUGAUUUAGAGAAAAGUAAAAAGACGAACUAAAAGAGAAAGAACGAGAGACGGGGAGAGAGAGAGAGAGAGAGAGAGAGAGUGGUAGAGAGAGAGGUAGAGAGAGGUAGGAGAGGAAGGACGAGCAAAGUUUUUGUCUUCUUCGAUCAACGACACCAACGAAGAGAGAUAGAGAGAGAGAAAGAGAAAGGAAGAGACGGUUACUAGCUAACUAUCUUGUUGAUUUGUGCGCGUGUUGGUGCAAUAGUAGAUCGAUCCUACGUCCCUUGGAGUGACGUCGCAAAAAGAGACGCUCAUUUAAAAAACGAUAACUGAGAGUUUGAUCGUCGAGCCUUCUCCGUCACGGGUAUCGCGAGUUUUUCACUUCUUGUGUAUCGUGCAACAACGAAUAAUCGUUGGUUCCCGUUGUUCCUCUUGUCUCGUUCGUCUUAUACUCGUUACUAUCGCUGUAAAAAAAAAAAAAAACAGUAUACAACUCGAAGAAAACACAAGGAAGUCGUGUGUACGUUUUACGGUUACGCGCUAACGCGCGUGCCGUACGUAUAAGAUAGAUAGAUAAAGAGGAAGAGAGAAUUAAUUGGCAAAAAUUUUUAUCGCACCGUGAUUUAGAGACAUUCAAGCUCAUAAAUUUGUGCGUGAGAAAUAUUCAAGAAGAAAAGUACGAUAUACAUAUAUAUUUAUAUAUAUAUAUAUAGAGAGAGAGACCCUUUCUUCUAUCUCACCGUGUUAAAUCCCAGCACCUAUGGAAAGUGAUCCAUUCGAGGAUCCACCUUACGGACGUUUCAGACGUCGAAUUUGAGUGAGACGGACGAAAAGAGUGAGAGAGGACAGACAGAAAGGGAAAGAAGUUGACGAGAGACGGACGCAUUUUGGCUCGGAUAUCGUUAAUUAUCCUCCUUAUCGUUUUACUGUUUGUUUGCUUCGUGUCAGCGCGAAUUUGAGACGUAUUAUAAUAUUGACGAGGGGAGAGAGAGAGAGAGAAAGAAAAGCAGAGGGAAAGAUAGUCAGAUAUUGGGAAGGGGUAGAGGAGUUGUAGAGGAAAAUUAAAUUACAAAUAAUUAACAAGAAAAAAUUCAAAACAGAAAAAAAAGAUGGCGAUACCAUUCAUGCAGCCGACCGAAGAGGACCAAGAACUAUCGAAUCAGCAACUGCAGAUCAUGAUGGCCCUCUACAUGGCACUUCAACAGGUCUUGCGGAGCAGAUCAUUUCGCCACUCAUCAAGAAAUCAUCCUCGUCGUCAAGGAAACACAGUAGGUUCGCGAGAACAUGGAUUGGUUCUGUUGGAUCAAGAUAUCGCUGGAUUACCGUUACCAGAUUUAGUAUCAUCGGCGAUGCAACAAUUGCCACCUCCAUCGCCGCAAGUUACGGUUUCCGCACCUACCAGCCCGACGAGGGAUGCCACGUUUCAAUUUCCAGAAUGUAGUGGUACCAAUAACGUAGCCGCCGCUGCGGCCGCCGCAGCCGCUGCUUCCUAUGCAAAUGUUGCCAGAAACGACAAUUAUGAGAAUGAGGAUGAGGAGGGGGCACCCGUGCCAACUCCAAGGCCACGGCCACGAAGACGCAGACCAAUAAAUGUUCGUGUCCCUUUGAAAAAGACCUCGCUCACUCUUGAGCCAGCUUGCAAUGGUGACAGCACUUGUUGCGAACAUCCUGGUCACGCUUUACGUAAUGGACAAUGGUGGAUUAGCAUUGGGGCCAACCUAAGAAACAUCGCCGAUGAUUUCCAGGCGUCCAAGACAAAGAUUUUGCCAUUGCGUGUUACAGAACGCCGAACUGGAGAACUCACGACUGUCGUUGGUGACUUCCGGUUUCCCGAGCAACACAAACGGCAACAGCCUAUCCACCGACGAUAUUUUGCGUUCCAUGAUCCCAGCGUCUAUAAGAGAGACGACGUUAUGGGUGACAGUGGCUCUCUACCUCGGUUGGAGGCUUGUCUCUCGUCUACGAUAAAUCCAUGAGCUUUCGCCUCGCCGCAUCAUCCCGAGCAUCAUCGCAUUGAGAAGAGAGGACCAUCGUUUAGGAAGAGAAGAAAAAGAUGAGAGGAGGAGGAGAAGGAGGAGGAGGAGGAGGAGGAGGAGGAGGAGGAGGAGGAGGUGGUGGAGGAGGUGGAGGAUGUGGAAGGGAAAGAAGGAGGAGGAAUACUUUGAAGUUCUCCGAGGUAGAGUAAGACGAGAGGAGAAUUUAACGAGGGAGAACGACGAUGCCUUAAUUCUCUCGAUCGUCUUUCAAAUGUGAUCUAUAGAUCUUCUCCUCCGAACUCUGUUCACUCGUUGCUUUUCCUGAUAAUUUUCUUUUUCUUUUUUGUUUUUUUCUGUUUUUUCUUUUCGAGAGAGAGAAAGAGAGAGAAAGAGAAAAAAGAGAGAGAGAGAGAGAGAUGGAACGAUUGAUCGAUCGCCUAAUCGAUCGCCUAAUCGAUCUCUUGGUGUGCCGAACAAAUAGGAAAGUUUCGAGUACGCGGAGAUAUUUUUCUUGCUCCAAAACGACGGUACUACAAUUCUAUCAUUAUUGCUAAUAUAACUAGUAUUAUAUAUCAUUAUCGUUUCACAAUAUCCGACUUGCUGUCCUUCCUCCGAUAGAUUCGCCGACCUAUUUAGAACGAGCAUGGUGUUUUCUUGAGAUCUCGAUGGGACAUGCGUUAUGUGUCUUCCUCUUUUUUACAUUCAAAUUGGACCGCUCCGUCCGUUUCGAAGAUGAUUAAAAAAAAAAUAAAAAUAAAAAUAAAAAAAAAACAAAAAAAGAAGAAAGAAAGAGAAGAAAAAAGAAAAAAGAAAAAUAAAAAAAUAAAAAAUAAAAUGAAAAGGAAAAAAAAAGAAAGAGUGAGAGAGAGAGAGAGAGAGAGAGAGAGAGAGAGAGAGAAGAAAAAAGGAAGACAAAAUUGCCGAGCAGAAGGUCAUCUUUUGAUACGACGACGAAUAUUUUCAGAUUAUUUUCGGCUUGCAAUCAAUGAUCCAGUCAAUCUCAUCGAGAGACGAUCGUUUUCUUAUUUAAAAUAAAAGAAAAACACUAUGGCCGUUCCGGUUGAAUACAAAGAGGUAGGAAGCAUCGAAGAGCAUAGUAUUUUGCGAUACGAUCGCUCGCCCUCGCACCUUCGAAGGUGUAGAAAACAAGGAUAGAAAGAAAGCGAUAGAAAGAUAGAUAGAGAUAGUGAUAGAGAAAGACAUAGAGAGAUAGAGAUAGAGGUAUGGGGGAUGUGAUUUGAGGGAGGGCUUCGGAUAAAGAUAAAAGACAGAUAAUAGAGAUAGCGACAGAGAGAGAAAGAAAGAGAGAAAGGGAGCUUGUGUUCUCUUCUCCGUUACGAAAGGAUCGCGAAGGGCGAGAAGAAGGAAAGGAGGCAAGGGUGACGGGGAAGCUUAAAAGGACGAGAUCCAAAGAGGACAAACCGAAUAAUCAAAUGAUGAUCUCAUUACGAAUAAAAUAAAGAGAAGAGUUAAAAUAGGAGUAGUGUGAUUAUCGUGGCGAGGGGGAGAGGAACUUGAUCUUUCUUUUUUCUUUUCUUUUCUUUUUACUUUUCUUUUUCUGUCCUUUUUUCUCUCCUUUCGUUCUUUCUUUUUUUUAUGUCUUUUACUUGUUCGUAUUCUUCGUACGUACUCUUUUUCUUUUUCUUUUUUUUUCUUCUUCUUUUUCUUCUUCUUUAAUUUCUCUAUCUCCCUCUCAGUCUCGUUAAACAUUGAGCGAGCAGCAUUCGACGUGGCUUGUAGAUAACGCGUUGUGUUACCCGGCCGACGAGAUCGAGAUCUUCAAAGUUCUUGAAUCCGUGCCGUUCCGCGAUAACACGUCGUUUCUUUUCUCCUACUUUCUUUCUUCCUUUCAUUCUUCUUUCCUCCUCUUUUCUUUCUUUUUCUUCUUCUUCUUUUUUUUUUUAAACUUUUACCAUUAUCAUCAUCAUCUAAUUUUUCCUUUAGAUCUUCGAUAGCGAAACCUUAAUCGAUCGUGCGAAACGUGUCUCGAAGGAUUUCCAAGCGUUAUUAAAAUUCUUAAUAAUUUUCUUUUUAGUUUAAUUAAGUUUUUUUUUUCUUUUGUGAUUAUCCCAUAUUGAUAUAUAGGGAUCGCGGAACGGCGCUGUGGGAUGGCUUUGACAAAGUUUCUGUACAUAGGAAAGAUUUAUCGGGGGAGUUUGCGGAGAGUGAUAAUUUUUCAAAAGAAAAGGAAAGGAAGGAAGAGAGAGAGAGAGAGAGAGAGGGUGAGAGAGUGAAAGAUAGAGAGAAAGAGAGAGAGAGAGAAUGAGAGAGUAAGAGAUGAGAGUGUGGGGGAAAAGAUUUUUAAAUGAAUACACGGACGGGGGUGUAAAGCGUAAUAUUUGUGAGAAAGAAUGCGUAUAUAUAUAUAUAUAUAGAGAAUUAAAACUAAAGUAAUAAAAAGCAGUAAUAAGUUGACGUUAAAUAAUUAAAGUAGAUAAUCGAUAGGUCGAGAAUCGCAGCAUCUUAAUUGGCUGGCUGCGAGUCCCGUUGGACAGUUUUCAAAUGAUCUCCUGUAGUUUAGCUCUUAACGAAGGCGUUCUUGUUCCGCACGAGACGCCUUUUGUGGCACGCGUGCCUUGUGCCCUCCUAAUUUUGUUUUUUUCCCCCCUUUCUUUUUUCUUUUUUUUUCUUUUUUAUCUCGUUUAACUACCCCCAUUCCGAUCCUCCUUCACAUUUGUCUUUUUUCAUUUUUUGGAUUCUCAAUCCAAAAUGACUUUUUAUUUUUUCUUUUUUUAUAUUAUUCUAUUCAAUUUCGUUCGAUAUCUUCAUCAUUCUUCAGUUUCAUUCAUUUCUUUUUGUUCGUUGAUUUUCGUGCUUUUAUUUGACAAUACAUUUUUUCUUCUGUUUCUUUUUUUUUUUGUAAUUUUUAUCUUUUUUUCUGCGGACUCUUUCGAAUCCAUUUUUCAUUAAUAUUUCAUUUGAUUCGUCCGACUUCUUCACACUUUUACUCUGUUAGUUUUCGUUCAUUUUUCUUUUUCUUUUUUAAUUUUUUCCUUUGUCUUAUCUUUCUCGACGAUUAUCGAUCUGCAAUUUCGAAUGUAUAAUUUUGAAAUUUUUGCGAAUAUUGACAAUGAUCUCUCAAAUGACGAUCUCAAAAGUUUCAGGGUUGCGGAAGGUUUUACGGGAAGUUGACAAAAUCUCUUUAAAAAAAAAAAAAAUAAAUAAAAAAAUAAAAAAAAAUUAAAUGAAAAAGGACAAAGAAAGCGAUCUUGAUCGUCUCACGAAUAUCUCGUGUGAGAUUAAAAAAAUAUCCUGAGAGAGGUUACGAGAAAAAUCUUUGUAAUACCAUUAAACUACGACCGAUUUUAAACGGUUCGUAUUGUGAAUCGCUUUCUUUCUCUUUUUCUUUCUCGAAACAGCCUACUUGUGUUCUUUUUGCUUUUUCUUUUACUUUCUUUUUUCUUUGUUUCCUCAAUUAUAUUUUUCCCUCGUUUAAGUAAGAUGUUGGCGUUAUUCCGUCAAAAGUAUUCCAAUACAUAGCAAAUAUAGUAUUUAUUUAUAGGUGAUACACAGACACGUACAGACAUACAAAAAUACGCAAACAUACAUACAUAAAUAUACAUAUUCAAACUCACACCCACAGAUACACUUUUUUCUACUUUCUUAGCACCACGUCGAAGUUAUAGGCGACGAGAUAAAUAAGAAAAUAAACUGCCAAUCGGUGAUUAAAACUGCGAUAAGAUAUCUAUAAGCGAAUUAAUAAUUGUAUUAUCCUUGGCAGACGCCUCUCGCUUUUUUACGAGGGUGAUCUUGCGGAAAGUCAAUAGCCAAUACGUCGUGGUUGGCAUUUAUAGCCAUCGUUCGGGUGCGGAGAAUAAGUCGCUCAAGGGAAAAGAAAGUAGAUUGAUAUCGUUCCAAAAAAUAGUUUAAGGAAAAAGAGGAGAGAGAGAGAGAGAGAGAGUGUGUGAGAGAGAGAGAGAGAAAGAGAACGAGAGAAAGAGAGAGAGAGAUAUCGAUUUUUUGCUUGUAAGGAAUGUGUGUGUUAACUAAGAAUAUAAGGAAUAUAAAAUAAAAAAAAAAAAUGUGUGAAUUAUUAAUCGUUUUAUAACAAAGGAUCGGAUUUUUAACCGAUCAGACAGGUUAUAUGUGUCUUGGUGUUUUUUCUAAUCGUAUAAUAAUAUUAACGCAUCUAUCGUGUUUUCGCGAACACUUUUUCAAACCUGAGAAGUUCAAAUUGCUUUCGCGGACACAGAGAAACACAUUUCGAAUCCAGAAAAGAAUCAUCUCUUUAUAUCGUAUCGUUUUUAUUCGAAACGAUUCGACACUUAUAUCUUAUAUGUGCAUAUACAUAUACAUAUAUACAUUGAGAUACAUACAUUUGAGAUCUUCUUUUCCCUCUUUUUCGAUAAAGAAUAAGAAGUAUCAUAACAAAGAAAAAACAUUUUUGUAACACGACUUAACUGACGAUUAAUUCGAGAAAGAGAAAAAUAAAAAAAAAGAAAAGAAAAGAAAAGAAAAAUCCGAGAAAUAUAUUCGGUAAGUGUUUUCUGGAUUCUGCGACUUCUGUGUUCACGACUUCUCUUGGAAUAGGAUUUCUGCCUCUUCUUCUAUCGAGCGUCCUCUUCGUCUUCUUGUCUCCCGAGGAGAAAGAGUAUGACGUAAAUUGGACGCAAGGCCAUCAUCUCAGAUCGUGAUAAUUAGUAGUGAUCGCCAUUGCAUCGCGAAGAUGUAUCACUCGUUCGAUGGGUGAUACUCUUCCGUGAAAAGGUGUAGUAUUCUGACCAAAGGGAAAAUCCUCCCACUUCUCUCCUUUUUUCUUUCUUUUUAACUAUCUUUUUUUUUUUUAAUUUUUUAAUUUUUUCCUCUCAACACCGCUAAGAAAACCUUCUUCUGUUUUUCCUUUUCUCCUUUUUGUGUUUCUUAGCAAUUUUUAUCUCGCCCCGUCGAUCCACUUAUUCACUAUUUACCAUCCCAAUUGCCCCUAACUCCUUUAACCACUUCCGCCAACCCUUUUCGAACCUCAGAAAAAAUUAUUUAAUUAACCGAGUUCUUCGAUAAAAAAUAGAAUUAAGGAUAAAGGGAUAAAGACGGUGUGAUUGCGCGUGGACGAAUUUUUCUUUUCCUCCCCUUUCCUUCUUGAAUAUUUUUUUAUUUUUUACUUGAUAUUUUUUUCUUUAUAUAUAUAUAUAUAUCUCUUUUAUUUCGUACUCUGAUUCUCCCUCCGACGAGUAGUCAACUAAGAUUUUUGAUAAAAUAAAAAAAGAGAAAAUAUGACUAGCUUUUGUGUAUGUGUACAUAGACGCUUGUAUGUCUCUCGAGGAAUAGUUUGAGAAAAGAUACGACGAUCGACGAUCUACGAUCUCUGAUUUUUAUCUUCUUCUUAUAUAUUUUCUUUUUCUUUUUCAUAUUUUUUUACUUUGAUUUUCUCUCCAUAAAUAUUUUCUCUUCUUUCGUUCGGUUAAUUAUCAGCUAGGAAACAAUAAAUAACCAGUAGAAGCAUUUUAUAGCUUUAGUCCGCCAUACUCGAGAGUGUAAUAAUUAUAAUAACGAGUAAAUACUGAUAAAAUGAUAUAUAUAUAAAUAUAUAUAUAUAUAUAAAAAGUAUGUAUAUGUAUGUAACUGAAAACCGCGUAUAUAUGUGUAUACGGAUCCAAAUAUAUAUAUGUAUAGAUAUAUGGACAUACACAUAUAUAUAUUUUUAAAUGAUAAGUAUAUGUAUAUAUAUAUAUGUAUAUCAUUUGAUAUAUAUAUAUAUACAUAUAUGUGUAUACAUAUAUGAAAAUUUUUCGACGAUAUCGAAAGGUCAUCUUUUCGAUGGAGAAGACGUUCCGUCGCGAUAAAAUAAUCGCACAGAUUUUUCGAAGGAUGGUAAAAGAGAACUUUUUGAGAAAGUAUAAGUAAGGGCCAGAGGAAAGUGGCCUUCUUUUUUAAGGCUCAAUGAAUUUUUUUAAGACCGAUGAUAUAGAAAGAAAGAGAGAGGAAGAUAGAGAAAGAGGAAGAUAGAAAAAGAAAGAAAGAGAGAGAGAGAGAGAGAGAGAGAGAGAGAGAGAGAGAGAAUGAGUAGGAGAUAUAAAAAUAGGAUAUAAAAGCUGUAACUGUGACUAUGCGGAUCGUGGGGGGCAGGCUGUUGAAAAAAUUAAUUUUUUUCAUCUUUAGCCCCGUUCAAAAUUAGUUAUCGUUUUCCUAUCGUUAAUUUUCUUUUUUAUUUUUUUUCUUUGUUCUUUACUUUUAUUAUAACAAAGUUAGUCGUGUCAGAUUUUUGAUGAACAUUAUUUCGAGUAUGUGUGUCUAUGUGUGUAUAUAUAUAUAUACACAUAUAUAUCGGACACGUUUUAAUUUAAUUUUAUUUUAUUUUUUUUUUUAUAGACGAUUAGUAAUAGUAAUAAUAGUAGUAAUAGUAGUAGUAGUAGUAGGAAUAGUAGUAGUAAUAGUGGACGAAGCAAAGGCAGCCCGCCCACCCGAGAUCCCCGCGCGUCAAAGCGUCACUGUGAUCUCUUUAAUAUUAAUUAAAAGAAAAUAUCUGAUUAUUAUUAUUAUGAAUAAUCGUGUGAAUAUGUACUGUAUUCUUCUCUUAUGAGAAAAAUCUAGAGAAGAAUACAAUAACCCUGAAAAUACGCUCGAUAAUAACUACUAAGACUCUUAUCGUUGCGUCCCUCUGUUCUUUUUUUAUCUCGUCUCGUUUUGUUUCCCCCCAGUCCGCCCCCUCCUCCCGUUUGUUUGUUUUUUUUUCUUUAUUUUUCUUUAUUUUCUUUUUAUUAUUAUUAUUAUUAUUAUUAUUAUUAUUAUUAUUAUUAUUAUUAUUAUUAUUAUUAUUUCUAUUAUUUCUAUUAAGUUCAUUCGUAAAACAUUAGUUCGUAAAAGCGUAAUGUUAUAACGUUAUUAUUAUUAUAAAUGAAGUAUCUUUCAAAUGAUCUCCCAGAGGCGUCGAGAUCGAUGAGGCGAACUUACCAAUCCAAUGCCAUUUAUUUCCGUAGCGCGAGAAAAGAGUGGAAGGAAAAGAAAAAAAAAAGAAGAAAAGGAACCGAAAAAUUUGAUAGUGACAAAGCGAACAAAAAAGAAGAAGAUAAAUGAAUAAGUAAUAAAAAAAAGAUAGAAAAUCAAUAAAAAAUCAUUCGAUCGAAGAUACCUAAGAUGAUUUUAGGAACUUUUAUUUCUAUUAUCAUAAAAAUGAGACGCGUUUCGUCGAGAUAAACGGCAUUGGCGUCCAUCGAUCGCGCCUCGGCUUAUAAUUAACGAAAAAAAGAACAAGAGUUAGAGAGAGAAAGAGAGAGAGAGAGAGAGAGAGAGAGAGAGAGAGAGAAAUAAAUAAAUGUUCGACGCGAACAUAUGGCGUUGUUAUAAAUUGCGAUCUAAACUGGAUAGCUAGGUUUACAACAACGAAAAGAACAUUCAUUAUCCGCUGCGUUCAAACUCAUUAAUGUCGCCUAUGACCUAUUAUUAUGAUUAUUCAUUAAUUAUUGUACUCGUCGCAUAAACGUAUUUAAACUCGAUGUUUUUACUCUCCCUUUAAGCGCUACGAAGAGGUAAUAAUAAUAAUAAUGAUGAUGAUGAUGAUGAUGAUGAUGAUGAUGAUGAUGAUGAUGAUGAUGAUGAUGAUGAUGAUGAUGAUAAUGAUAAUAAAUAAUAAUAAUAAUAAUAACGAUGAUGAUGAUAAUGAUGAUGAUAUGACGAUAAUCGACUAGUCCUUAUCCAACCAAUCGCCAAGUUUCUUUUUAUCACUACUUAUCUUUUUCUUAAAUUUUCUGUUCGAGAAAUGAACAAUCUUCUGACGUACAGAACAGUCCUUUCAAUUUUUCAUACUCGUUAAUUCUUAUUCGUAAUUUCUUAUUUUUGUAAUUUUUCUUUUUAUCUCGUUGUUCCUUUUUUCUUUCUUCUUCCGCUCACUGUUCUUUUUCGUUUCUCGUUUCUUCGUUUUUCGAAUUUUUGAGUCAGAAGAGUUAUAUAUUUUUCUUACCUCUUUCGUAGCCACCGCCCAUUUAUCCCGAGAUAAAUCGAUCGUGGACGAACGGUCUUAAAAAUUGUAUGACAAGAUUAUUUUCUUUGGUGUGCAAUAUGCACCAGAAAAUAGGAAGGACGUAAAAAGAUUGAUAGAUACAGAAAGAGAGAAAGAGAGAAAGAAAAAUAGAAGAAAAGAAAGAAAGAAAGAAAGAAAAGGACCGUUCGUUUUCGAUCAAACGACGAUAUCGUUCGACAUUGUUUUUAUAAGAUUUUUCUACCAUUAAUAAAUUAUUGUAGUAACGCCAUAGAAGGAGAAAAGUUAAUUGAUUUUUCUUCUACCAGUAUUUCAAUAAUAAUAAUCGGGGCUACCUCUCGCGGUUGCAUCUAUCUCGUUAAAAAUACGAGACAGAAGAAUAACCGCGAUCGGUCGUUCCUCCUUGCCAUUCUUUUUCUUUUCUUUUUGUUUUAUUUUCUUGUUUCUUUUUUUGUUUGUUUUCUACUUUCAUUCAUCCUCUCGUAUUCAUUUGUACUCCCGCGAGAGCGAGCUCCGAUUCGAGUGGAAACGACGAAACUUUGUUGUAACGAAAAAAACGACACAAAAUGCACACGCAUACUCAUUCUCUCUAUACACGUACACACAUCCUCCCACACACACACACACACACACAUAUACGCGCGCGAUAUGUUUGUAAACUGCGAGAUGUGAUCAAAAGAAACAAGAGAUAGAGAAAGAGAGAGAGAGAGAGAGAGAGAGAGAGAGAGAGAGAGAGAGAGUGCAUCGAUUGCUCAGAGACCAUGUCUACGUUUGCAAUAAUAUAAUUAUUGUAUUUUCCACGAAUGCUUUAUUUUAUAUCAAUGCGUAUUUAGGAGUAAUGCUAGAAAAAAAUGGAACAAAAAAAACGAAAAAAGAAAGGAAGAAAACAAGGGAGAGAGAGAGAGAGAGAGAGAAAGGGACAAAAGUUCGGCACGACGAGUCGUGAUAUUUUUUUCUUUUCGUCUUUUUUUUCUGUUCUAUUUUUUUUCCCUUUUUUUUCAAAUUCAAGUGCCAAUCGUUAUAUAGAUCGAGCUCUGGCAUGCUCUGUCCUUCCUUCUUUUCGAAGAACGAAUCUCGGAGCGAGUUCGGUCGACUGGAACGAUGCUUUCACUUUGCGAUCGAUCCUCUCGAUUAGUUUUCUUAUUCUCGGUCUUUCCGAGCAGAACUCCAAGUGUUUUUCCAAGUCUCCCGAACCGGGCUCGUUAAGAUCGUUGACUCCCAUUAGAUGAAGUAAAUAAGGAAGAUGAGAAAAAGUCAAUCUUAAAUGUAUCUAAAAUGAGCGUACAGUAGUCAGGUUCGAGGGAUACCGAUGCGUUUAAUAAUCGAUCAUCUUGUUCCUUUAACUCUUUCGAGUUUGCUAUAAUCAUUUUUAUAUAAUUCAUUCGUGUUUUCUUAUCGAAUUGAAAAACGAAAUACUUCGAGUAAUUCGAAGUUGCCUCAAUGAACGGACACGUUACCUAUAGCCAAAUGUCGUGGACCAUGCUCGUUAACGAGGGACGUGAAGGAAUACAAAACAAAAUAAACAAAAAAGAAAAAAAGAAAAAAAGUAAAGAAAAGAAAGAAAGACAAAAAAAAAUGGGGUGGAGAAGAGAUAAAAACGAAAAACUAAAAAUAGUAAUAUGAAAAAUGAUAUCGACGGACAAAUAAAAACUCGAGAUAGACAGAGAGAGAGAGAGAGAGUUAAAGAAUGUGUGUGUACGUCUAUGUGUGCUGUGUGUGUGUGCUCAUUCGAGUGUGAACAAAGACACGAGAUUUAAGUAGAAAAGGAGGAGACUAUGGAAAUUAAACAGCUAGUGACUUCUUACGAAAAUAUAUUUAAAGAAAAAAAAAUAUAAAAAAAAGUCAAAAAAAAAACGCGUAAAACGAACAAAAAAAAGGAAAAAAAAAUUCAAAAAGAAAAAAAAUGGUGUGGGAUCUCUCAAGUCGUUGUAAAGCUCGCAGGCUGCCUUGUGAUAGAGUCUGGGCUCCGAAUAACCGUUAAGCGCGAACUCCAUGCAUACCAUAAGAAUGAGAGAGAGAGAGAGAAUAAAUGAAAAAUUGUGAGAAAGAGAGAGAAAGAGACAGGGAGAGCGAAAAUGAUAGGAAAUAGAAAGGUGGAGAACGAUACUUCUUUACGGGUAAGCAAAGAGAGAGACAGAGAAGGAGAUAGAUAGAUAGAGAGAGAGA
Messenger RNA from Vespula vulgaris, 12591 nucleotides. RefSeq lists its product as uncharacterized. The transcript is spliced from 3 exons. Bases 1647 to 2513 code for a protein of 288 amino acids. NCBI's taxonomy places the organism in Eukaryota, Metazoa, Arthropoda, Insecta, Hymenoptera, Vespidae. The record is from RefSeq and is a predicted model, not a curated record.